UCCCCCAACCGCUCUAACCUCCCCCCAUUCCCCCGCGGCAAAAGCUCCGCCUCUCGACGCUAAAUCCAGCGAAAAAUCGGGCCUUUUCACCCGUUUUUUCCACCGAUUCCUCCUCUCCUGCCGCCAUUAGAGGAGUGUGUCGAGCUUGGAGGGCUCGCCAUGACGAAGCAGAAUGUGGUGGUGCCGGAGGCCAUGGCCAUCACAGUGGCGGCCGUGGCCAACUCGUCGCCGCUCUUCCCCUACCCACCGCCCCUACCGGGUGGUGGCGCCGGAGGCGGAAGCGGGUUUGCGCUCCGAAAGAAGUAUCUCUCCCAGCUAGACCUCGGCGGGAGGAGGACCAAUACGUGGGUUGAGUCCAUGAAGGCCUCCUCCCCCACCCACUCCAAGGCCGUCGCUGCCCUUGCGGCCACACCCUCCGUCGGCGCCCAGGACGAAUACGCCACCUGGAUUAUGCGGCACCCUUCAGCUCUGAAUAAAUUUGAACAGAUCAUUAGCGCUUCUAAAGGGAAGCAGAUUGUGAUGUUUUUGGACUACGAUGGGACUCUCUCUCCCAUCGUUGACGAUCCAGACUCCGCCUUCAUGUCGGACGCGAUGAGAGCUGCUGUGAGGGACGUCGCAAGGUUCUUUCCCACCGCUAUCGUCAGCGGGCGGUGCCGAGACAAGGUGUAUAACUUCGUGAGGCUGGCAGAGUUAUACUACGCUGGUAGCCAUGGCAUGGACAUCAAAGGCCCCGCCAGGGGCCCUAGAUAUAAAAAAGCUAAGGCCAAGGCAGUUCUCUUUCAACCAGCUAGUGAAUUCCUGCCCAUGAUAGAUGAGGUUUAUAAGGCUUUGUUAGAGAAAACUAAAUCCGUCCCUGGUGCCAAGGUGGAGAACAACAAGUUCUGUUUGUCUGUCCACUUCAGAUGUGUGGAUGAAAAGAGUUGGAGUGGAUUGGCUGAAGAGGUGAUGGCUGUGCUCAAGGAGUACCCCAAAUUGCGGCUCACUCAAGGAAGAAAGGUCUUGGAGAUUAAACCAACUAUUAAAUGGGAUAAAGGGAAGGCCUUGGAGUUCUUGUUAGAGUCUCUUGGAUUUGCUGACUGCAAUGACGUGUUGCCUGUGUACAUCGGAGAUGAUCGCACCGAUGAAGACGCUUUCAAGGUCUUGUGUGAUAGGGGACAAGGCUUUGGUAUCCUUGUUUCCAAGUUCCCGAAGGAGACAAAUGCCUCUUAUUCUCUCCAAGAGCCCUCUGAGGUCAUGGACUUUUUACUUCGCCUAGUGGAGUGGAAGCGCCUCUCUUUGAAAGCUCGGCCGGGGGUGUAAAUAGGAUAAAAGGGUGUCCCACCACCCCUGUGAAAAAAAAGCCUGGACGUGUGGGAUUCUAUGAAAAAAAAAAAAAAGCUAAAUAUAACGUUUUGUACUUUAGCCUGCUCUUUCUUUCCCCUCUUUUUUGGGUCUUUUCGUGGGCUUGGAAGUUGGAAGCAAUGAGAGAUUAGCUUUCUUGCCCUUACACAAGAAGCUAAAACCUUGUAAUUACUUCAAGAAGAAAUAGCGAUUAUUUUCCUUCUAUAAA
Elaeis guineensis (African oil palm) is the source of this 1549-nucleotide messenger RNA. NCBI's taxonomy places the organism in Eukaryota, Viridiplantae, Streptophyta, Magnoliopsida, Arecales, Arecaceae. The record is from RefSeq and is a predicted model, not a curated record.